Astrephomene gubernaculifera is the source of this 1379-nucleotide messenger RNA. The record is from the annotation of a GenBank genome assembly. NCBI's taxonomy places the organism in Eukaryota, Viridiplantae, Chlorophyta, Chlorophyceae, Chlamydomonadales, Astrephomenaceae.
GCGUAGACUCCUGUGUGGUUACUGAAAGCCAGGAUUACUUAAGCACGUAUUGCUUGCACAGCCUUUGUCGUCGUUAAUAUGCCACAUAGCGACCAUGCAUUUGGACGAUAAACAUCUUUAAGCUUAAUAAUAUAAGUGCCAUACUAAACACAGCGUAGAGUGGCCGCCGUUGGGCGUGUCGAAGCUAAAGUCGCCGGCUGACAUAUUUAGAAACAAUUCGAUCGGAAUAGAAAAAUGGGAGGCGUGGAGUUCAUUGGCAAGGUUGUGUCCAACCGUAUGCAAAAGACGGUGGUAGUAGCCGUCAGCUACGUGGUAUGGAUCCCAAAAUACAAGGUCUACCAAAAGCGUGUCUCACGACACAAGGCUCGCGACGAGGGGCAGUCCAGCAUCAUCGGGGAUAUCGUGCGCAUCCGCAAGUCCAGGAAGUACUCCAAGGAGGUGUCGUACUCGGUCGUUGAGACCCUCCGUAAGACCAAUGUGUACGAUGGUACGGCAGCGGCGGCGCUCGUCCAGGAGCGCGACGCGUCGCGGCCGUCCGACUGGGUGGAGGUGGCCAAGCAGCGGCUGGCUGACGCGGAUGUACGACUGGCCAAGCUACGGGAAAUGUACGAGAAGGAGAUUGGGGGUGCCGUACCGCUAAGCGGCGGCGUGCUGGGGGCGGCGGUUGCUAACUCGGGACCGGCGGGAACGGGCAGCCUGGGGGCGGCUGCGGCUGCAGCGCAGGGGAAGAAGUGAGUUGGUGCCUAGUUGAGCCUCCAUGCUGCUCCAUGUAAAAGUGGAGACCUAGGUUUGAGGAUAGCGGGUGGUUGGGAACAUGGUGUUGCUUUGCUCGGUGGAUUGCACCCAUGCGAGGCUGUCAUGGUGCGUUACAGUUGUCACAGUUGUGCAGCUGAGGAGGUGGUUUCGGUAGCUAGGGCGAAGAGUAGUGUGGCGCUGGGGUUUGCGUUCGUGUUAUGACAGUGGAGGCCCCAGGGGCUGCGUUUUGGAGGGGGCACGGGGUACGGCGGGCUUCUGCGCUGCAAGCGCGGAAGCGUGCUGGUAGGUUCGAGGGGUGGACAGAUGGCUGCUCGAAGAGGCUGUUUGUACGGCUGGGGUAGACAUCACCUCAUGUAGAGGACGCCUUUAUAGCUGCAUGUCGACUAGGGUUCCAUGCUGCCACCGUAUGCGGUAUCGGUAUCUGCUGGCAGGUGGCACCAGGUGGGUUCACAACCAGGGUGCACUUGACUGGGUGUGUGAUCCGGGCACAUGCACAGUACCUCCGCGGUCGGUGGGCGGUCUUCACUGCAGGUAGAUCAGUUGGACCGGCGUGGAUGGACAACUUGCCGUACAUGGGGAUUGAGGAUGGGCAUGUGGGCGUGUGACGUUGGGGUAGCUGCGUG